Daphnia carinata is the source of this 1023-nucleotide messenger RNA. RefSeq names its product bifunctional peptidase and (3S)-lysyl hydroxylase Jmjd7-like (gene JMJD7). The record is from RefSeq and is a predicted model, not a curated record. Lineage: Eukaryota; Metazoa; Arthropoda; Branchiopoda; Diplostraca; Daphniidae. Bases 90 to 1004 code for a protein of 304 amino acids. The transcript has 4 exons. Gene Ontology annotation, molecular function: 2-oxoglutarate-dependent dioxygenase activity.
UCAAAUAGCCCGCCAGAGACGAAUUACCGGCAUAUGACGUCACUAAGCUUGCAGUUGUUUAUCUGUCUGCUACAGCAUGUUCGUGAAAAAUGUCAACAAACGCGUUUGAGAAACUUUCCAAUGAAGCUUUUGAACUCUAUUUAUCAACGAGCGUAACGCACCUGGAAGAAUUACCGACUUGCUUGGAAUUCUAUCGUAACUUUGUGGCCCAAAAUCGACCUGUGAUUAUUCGUAAUGCUUUCGCCAGCUGGCCAGCCCUAUCGAAAUGGAACAUUGAAUAUUUUAGGCAGCACUAUGGGACAAAAGAUGUCACAGUCACCGUCACCCCUAAUGGCUAUGCUGACGCUGUCACGGAUGGACAUUUUGUCCUGCCCCUAGAAAAAGUAAUGCCCAUAGAUCAGUUCUUGUGUUCACUGGAAAACCCUGUUGAAGAUAGAGUUCACUACAUCCAAAAGCAGAAUUCUAAUCUCACACAAGAGUUUCCCGAACUGAUUGCAGAUUCUGCCAAUGAGAUUGAAUGGGUUUCUACACUGUUUGGUGCCAAGCCAGAUGCUGUCAAUUUCUGGAUGGGAGAUGAGCGAGCAAUCACAUCAAUGCACAAGGAUCCAUAUGAGAAUAUGUACUGUGUUGUUUCUGGCCACAAAGAUUUCAUCCUACAUCCCCCUACAGACCAGCCCUGGAUACCUUAUGUCAAUUAUCCCACAGCUGGUUACCAAGAAGUUGAUGGCGAAUUAAAAAUCGUACCUGAAGGUGAUGGAGCUAUUCCCUGGAUAGACAUAGACCCAUUAAAUCCAGAUUACAACAAAUAUCCCAAAUACAAAAAUGCUCGACAAAUUCACUGCCGCGUUCACAAAGGUGAAAUGCUUUACCUGCCUUCUCUUUGGUUCCACCACGUCCGCCAAUCGCACGGAUGCAUAGCCGUCAACUAUUGGUACGACAUGGAGUACGACAUCAAGUAUAACUAUUUCGAAUUUGUCAAAGAUUUAAUCAAUGCUCACGUGUGACGAGUGCAAAAAAAAAAAU